Darwinula stevensoni is the source of this 2544-nucleotide messenger RNA. The record is from the annotation of a GenBank genome assembly. Lineage: Eukaryota; Metazoa; Arthropoda; Ostracoda; Podocopida; Darwinulidae.
AUGAGCACCCGUUCGUUGUGCCUCGAGAAGAAGAUGGAAACCACAGGCCUCAAUGUUCUACUUCAUCCUGACCUCGCUGGUAGCCCGAGCGACACGGUCCCGACCGCUGACUCCGGCGAUUCCCGAUCCGUCUCUAAAAACACCCGGUCGAGUCCCCUUACCCCGUCUCCGAUCCCCGUGGAGAUGGGGCAAGCCAGUUCUGCCUCGACUGCACUAGUUCCCGUGGAAGUGGGAGGGAAUCUCGCUCUCGCGCUCGUAAAUGCGGGAUGGCACCAUGUGGAACCGCAGCUCAAAAAGGCCUGGGACUGGCUCCUAAGCAUUUUCUCGGGGAGGAGGCUUCCUCAGUGCUCUCUCAUCGUGGGGACGGCCGAGGUUGGGGAACCGUACCAUCGGGAGCGGGUCGUGAGACAUUCCGUCAGGCCUUACACCGCCAGGUUCAGGAAAGACGGAUUCCAGAUCACCGGGAUCGCCGUGACGCCUCUGGACGCGGAGACGUCUAGUCCCGAGGCAGACAUUGAGAAAGGCGGAAUCGGUCACGACAACGUAGAGAUCCUCCUUACGCCGGUGAGCAACCCUUGGAGCUGCCACGUCGAUAUCUGCGGAGAGGAGCGGUUCAGGAAAGAUGGAUUCCGGAUCACUGGGAUCGCCGUGACGCCGCUGGACGCGGAGACGUCUCGUCUCGAGGCAAACAUCGAGAAAGGGCGAAUCGGCCAGGACCACGCGGAGAUCCUACUCACUCCGAGAGGAGGUGGGAUCCACCGGAUCGACAUGCGGCGCGGUUUCCUUCUCCUCUUCUUCCUCCUUUGGGAGGGAAGGCUUCUGGAGGGAAGCGACCACAGAAAGCGGCUCAUGGAAAAACUCUUGAAAGAAUAUCCAAUGGUUCUCCCGGUCGACAACUCCGAUUCUCCUGUCGUGAUCUCCUUUCGGCUCAUUCUCUUUCGGAUCAUCGAAUUGGACGAGAGGAACCAGGCCCUCGUCACUAACGUGGAGGUCGUUCAACGAUGGAACGAUUUCUACCUGCAAUGGAACCCGAGUGAUUACGGUGGAAUCCAGCAGACCAUGAUACCCUAUCAAUCCAUCUGGAUUCCGGACGUCAUCCUCUACAACAGUGCGGCGACGGAUUACAAGGAGCGGCUGCUGCAGACGAACGCGAUCGUGAAAUCGUCGGGCGAGGUGACCCUGCUCACGGCUGCGAUCUUCCGCUCUUCUUGCGACGUGGAUGUCUCCUUCUUCCCGUUCGACGUCCAGAAUUGCACGAUGCGCUUCAUGUCAUGGACCCAAGAUAGGACCAGAAUUCAGCUGCAAGUGGACCAUAACAAAACCAUCGAGUUGAAGACAUACAAAUCGAACGAGGAAUUCACGCUGACAUCUUACACGGCAGAGAAUAGGACAGAAGAAGAUCCGUGUUGUGAGAACCCUUUCACUGUCGUGGAUUACGUCAUUCGGAUCAAGCGCCGCGCCGCUUUCUUCAUCAUCAACUACGUUCUCCCCAUGGUCGUCAUCAAUGUCAUCGCUCUUUUAGCAUUCCUGAUGCCGAGCGAGAGCGGGGAGAAGGUGACGCUGGGGAUCUCGAACAUGCUCACCACCAUCAUCUUCCUCAUGAGCAUCCGCGACCUCCUCCCGCCCACCGAGAACAUCCCUCUCAUCGGGAAAUUCUACUGUGCGAGCAUCUGCCUGGUGUCCUUGGAGGUGGCCUUGAGCAUCGUCACCUUGUUCCUCUAUCACUUGAAGGGCGUCCGAGUGCUCCCUUGGGUCAAGAGAAUGUGUCAGGUGUUGGCGAAAGUGUGCUGCAUGAAGGAGCCGAGAUUUCGAAUUCACCCGCAGAUGAAGGCCGGAGCGCUCGGGAAGGAAGAAGGGACGAUGGCAUGGGCCGACGGGAUACCAGCUCCAUUCCUCUUUCAAGAAAUGAUGGCUUCGACUCGACGUCAUUCUUAUCGGAAGCAAAUCGAACCAGUCCGGAAGGAGCCGAUCACAGACACGGACUUGACCCUGAGUCGGAUCCUCUCCCUGAUGGAAACCCGGGAGAAGCGUGAAUUGGAGAUGGAAAACGGAGGGAAUCGACACGCCCGUCAGGUGGAGCUGGAGAAUUGGAGAACCGUUUCUUACGUCUUGGAUCGGUUCUUUCUCUACUUCUUCACCGUCAUCAACUUCGCCGUCACCAUUGGGAUUCUCCUUUCAUCGCCUUACGAACGAGAGGACGACUCAGUCAUCAAGGCAGUAGGGAGGGGAGAGGAUGAGGACACCACCAUUCGAACUGAUAAUAAUAAUGUGAGAGAGGAAGUCCCAAGAGAACAACUAGCAGCAAGCAUAGCGAAGUCCUUGGUAACUGAGAUAUCUAAGGGAAUCUCUCAAGAGGUCUUUUGUGUUCGAUUCUAUUCGAUCGGGGAACUUCAUGUCGAAUUCCACGAGGAUGUCCCCCCAACUUCCCGGUUCCCUGGACUUGGGAAGCCGAUGACCGGGAAGGCAUUUCACAGUUGUGGGAUGGAUCAUUUCCUCUGCGUUGUCCCGAGAAACUUUUUCACCAUCAAGAAUUGGCAUUUCUAA